Molecule: messenger RNA, 348 nt
Organism: Hibiscus syriacus
Lineage: Eukaryota; Viridiplantae; Streptophyta; Magnoliopsida; Malvales; Malvaceae
Product: transcription factor MYBC1-like
Exons: 1
Coding region: 1-348 (115 amino acids)
Biological process (GO): regulation of DNA-templated transcription
Cellular component (GO): nucleus
Molecular function (GO): DNA-binding transcription factor activity; DNA binding
Source: RefSeq, a predicted model, not a curated record
AUGCCUCUUUCACAAUCUCUAAUAACCCCUCACCUUGCUCUCGCUUUCGACAUCCCAAAUCCAAACCACAAUCCACGCUUUGCUCAGCCCAUUCCAGCCGAAUCCACCGCUAAUUCAGGUGGAGACGAGCUGGUGCGGACUCUCGAGCAGCCCCUACUCAUGUGGAACCCACAGCCACACAAGCGGUCCGUCGAUGUCGCAUCUCAUUUAGGGAUCAAGAUCAUAAUGCCCUUGAUGAGCGUCGCUGAGUUGACCGGAGAGAACAUUGCUAGUCAUUUGCAGAAACAUCACCUCUAUUUAAACAGAAUCCGAGGGUUAUCCGGUGGUGCAAAAAUAGCAAACUUUUGA